AUGGCGGCCUCUCUCGCGCAGCGACUUACCUUCUGGUUCACUGGUGGCGAGAAUCCUCCGCAGGUCCCGCACCCACCCCACAUCCGCCCGAUUCUGUUGGAAGCUCGCGCCAUGCUUAACCUUAAGCAGAAGUUGCCUUCAGGCGCGACUCGCGAGGAAAUAAUAAAAGUGGUGAACGAGUCGGUGACAGACCGCCAGCUGCAGGCACAUGCACUGAUGGCAAUGAAGGAGCAGUUGGGCAUUUCAUUCGACAAAACGUUAAACCCCAAUAUGCCAGAACCAGAGUACUUGCAUUGCACACAGUGA
Molecule: messenger RNA, 306 nt
Organism: Eimeria maxima
Lineage: Eukaryota; Apicomplexa; Conoidasida; Eucoccidiorida; Eimeriidae
Exons: 3
Coding region: 1-306 (101 amino acids)
Source: RefSeq, a predicted model, not a curated record